AAAAAAUUCUCGAAGCUGUGAAAAAUGCUCAAUCUUUAAAUUCAAGCAUCAUUCGUAAACAUCAUGGUAUUAUCGCUGAGAUGGAAACAAUGUUAAAAUUAUGGUGUAAUAAUCAAGUAAAUGUGGAAAAUUGUCCUGUUGAUCAGAACACGGUGUGCUCUCAAGCUAAGCAGAUUUUUGAGAGAUUGAAAGAGGAUGCUGGAGAGGUAGCUAAAGAUGAAGAGUUUAAAGCUAGUAACAGUUGGUUCAACCGAUUCAAAAGUCGCUGUAAUUGGCAUAGCAUUGCAGAAAGUGGAGAGGCAGCAAGUGCUGAUAAAGAGGCUGCAUCUUACUAUCCAGAAAAAUUCAAAGCCAUGAUAGAUGAAGGUGGCUAUACCAGCCAAACCAUAUUCAAUGUAGAUGAGACUGGCUUGUUCUGGAAGAAGAUGCCUAAAAGAACUUUUAUCACACGUGAAGAGAAAACCUUUCCAGGUUUUAAGACUGCCAAAGAUCGAUUGACAGUGAUGGUUGGUGCAAAUGCAGCUGGUGAUUGUAAGUUAAAACCUCUCUUAGUUUAUCGCUUGGAAAAUCCAAGAGUAUUGAAAAAUAAAUCUAAAGCUGGCUUGCCUGUGAUUUGGAAGUUGAAUCGUAAAGCUUGGGUGACAGCUUCCCUUUUUGAGGACUGGUUUGGUCAUCACUUCAUACCUGAAGUCAAAUGUUAUUGCCAAUCUAAACAAAUUCCAUUUAAAAUGAUGCUAAUAAUCAACAACGCACCAGGUCAUCCCCCUGCAACUUUAACUAAUUUUGACCCACAUGUGAAAGUUGUAUUUUUGCCACCAAAUACAACCAGCUUGCUUAAACCGAUGGAUCAGGGAGUCAUUAAAAACAUUCAAAGCUUAUUACACGAGACAAUCAUUUGCACAUCUGCAUGAAGCUAUGAGACAAAACAAUGAGCUCUCUGUUAAAGACUUUUGGAAACAAUUCAAUGUUUUAGAUGCAGUGAGAAUCAUUGGACAAUCUUGGAAUAAGUUUCAC
This is a messenger RNA of Centruroides sculpturatus (bark scorpion), 1014 nucleotides long. Its product is annotated as tigger transposable element-derived protein 1-like. The coding region runs from base 81 to 911 and encodes 276 amino acids. Gene Ontology annotation, cellular component: nucleus. Lineage: Eukaryota; Metazoa; Arthropoda; Arachnida; Scorpiones; Buthidae. The record is from RefSeq and is a predicted model, not a curated record. Gene Ontology annotation, molecular function: DNA binding. The transcript has a single exon.